GUGCAUGCAUGCUGUGUAAAGUAAAAAUAAAUCUGUGAAUGAAAUGAAAUCUGGUGGAUGACCCAAUGUGCUUGCUUGUUUUACCUUUUAAACCCCUUCCUUUCCCUCUCUCUGUUUUAUCCCUUCUUCUUCUUAUCAACAAUCUCUUCCUUUGAUAUAAAACUCCAUAUCCAACACGCAACCAUCCAAACUCUACUCAAUUCUCCUCAACUCUACUCAACUCUCCUCAAUCCAUCUUAAAUCACCCAUCUCCAAUAAAUCUACUCAAAAUGGCUUUCGAAUCUCAACAACCCCAAGCUCAACAAAUGGAGAUGUCCACUACCAACGGCCCCAUCACCGAACAACCUCGUCAAAAUGAGGGAAUGAACGCCGAUGUAUCGAUGCGUGGUGGUGGUGGAUGCUGCGAAGCAUGUCUCGCCUGCUGUCUCCUCGAAGAAGUCUGCGCAUGUUUGAUUUGCGAGGAGUGCUGUUGUUAAACGCUUUUCCGUAAGGAUUAUACGCGCAGACGCAUGCAGAAAUGUAUAGCCAAGAUAUAUGUCACACCCACAAUGCGAUGGAGAGAAGAUGAUUGAUACCCGGUGGUUUGUGGAUGUGGAUUGCGAUGGAGACGUAGAUGUAGAUGUGAAUAUGGAUGUGGAAGGGGGAGGGGGUAUUAUGAAUUUCGAUGUUUUUAUACGGAUAAUGAAUUUUGGUGGAUGGAUGCGAUGCGAUGAGAUAGAGAGAGAGGAAGGAGGGGAGGAUGAAUAUUGCUACCUAGGUAUGCUGAACGAGGAACCAGUGGAAUUACAUUUUUGCAAAUAUCCAAAAUACUACAUCUAGAAUUUCUUGUGAUUUUUA
Messenger RNA from Botrytis cinerea B05.10, 837 nucleotides. RefSeq lists its product as hypothetical. The record is from RefSeq and is a predicted model, not a curated record. NCBI's taxonomy places the organism in Eukaryota, Fungi, Ascomycota, Leotiomycetes, Helotiales, Sclerotiniaceae. Bases 270 to 476 code for a protein of 68 amino acids. The transcript is spliced from 3 exons.